Messenger RNA from Parus major (Great Tit), 303 nucleotides. It is a transcript of the gene C6H10orf53, whose product is annotated as chromosome 6 C10orf53 homolog. Lineage: Eukaryota; Metazoa; Chordata; Aves; Passeriformes; Paridae. Bases 1 to 303 code for a protein of 100 amino acids. The transcript has 3 exons. The record is from RefSeq and is a predicted model, not a curated record.
AUGGCAGAACAGCAGCAGAAGCUGAAAGCACGGUGCUUCAUGAAACAGACUCUGUCCUCAGCCACUUCUCCUGCUUUUUCACAAAUACAGUACUGGGCACUGCUGCUUUGCCCUUUUCCAGCUGGUCUGAAGACAGAUGGACAUCAGCUUAUUCUGGAAGUGGUGACAGGCUGGAAUGCUGUAGACCUGGAGGUCAACAGGGAGAUUGUAUUUCAUUGCAACAUCUAUGACUUGGAUUUUGAGGGUGAUGGCAAGCUGGAUCCACUUUGUGAAGAAGCCAGAAAAGCAGUGUUAAAUGCUUAA